This is a messenger RNA of Eruca vesicaria subsp. sativa (arugula), 1317 nucleotides long. Lineage: Eukaryota; Viridiplantae; Streptophyta; Magnoliopsida; Brassicales; Brassicaceae. The record is from the annotation of a GenBank genome assembly.
AUGAGGCCAAUAUUAAUGAAGGGGCAUGAACGUCCAUUAACGUUCCUAAGGUACAACAGAGAUGGAGACAUGCUUUUCUCCUGCGCUAAAGAUCACACUCCCACUCUAUGGUAUGCUGAUAACGGCGAACGUCAUGGCACUUACCGUGGUCACAAUGGUGCUGUUUGGUGUUGUGAUGUCUCAAGAGACUCGUCGAGAUUGAUAACUGGUAGUGCUGAUCAGACUGCAAAGCUGUGGGAUGUGAAAACUGGACAACAGUUGUUUAGUUUUAAGUUCAGUUCUCCCGCCAGGUCUGUUGAUUUCUCUGUUGGUGAUAAGCUUGCUGUCAUCACCACUGAUCCCUUCAUGGAACAUACUUCUGCUAUACAUGUCAAACGCAUCGCUGAUGAUCCCCAAGACCAGGUUGGUGACUCUGUGCUCGUCCUUGAGAAUCCUGAGGGAAGGAAGAGGAUAAACAGAGCUGUUUGGGGACCUUUGAACCAAACCAUUGUUAGUGGUGGUGAAGAUGCUGUCCUCAGGAUUUGGGAUGCUGAGACUGGAAAAUUGCUCAAGGAAACAGAUAAGGAAGUGGGUCACAAGCAGACAAUUACAUCGCUUUGUAAAUCAGCUGAUGAUUCUCACUUCAUUACAGGUUCACUUGACAAAACAGCAAAGGCAUGUCUGUGGGAUAUGAGAACGUUGACUCUUAUUAAGACUUACACUUCAGGGGUACCUGUAAAUGCUGUCUCCUUAUCUCCACUUCUCGACCAUGUUGUGAUUGGAGGUGGUCAAGAUGCAUCAGCUGUGACAACCACUGAUCAUCGUGCUGGGAAGUUCGAGGCUAAGUUUUAUGACAAGAUUCUGCAAGAGGAGAUUGGUGGUGUUAAAGGUCACUUUGGACCUAUCAAUGCUUUGGCAUUCAAUCCUGAUGGAAGGAGUUUCUCAAGUGGAGGUGAAGAUGGUUACGUCAGAUUGCAUCAUUUUGACUCUGAUUACUUCAACAUCAAGAUUUAGAUCGUUUUGAAACAAAUCUCUCAAUCCGGAUUUUCCUUCUCUCUUUUUCACCACUGCAAUGUUUUCAUGUACUACCAAUACGUCCAUGGUGCUAAAACAUGAAGCUAUUUGGCUCGGAUCCUUAGAUUUUGCACAUUUCAUACUUUUUGAACCACAAGUUAUCAUUAACCUGCUAUAUUUUUGGACUUCUAUUCUAGUGUGUUUUGAUGAGUUUCCUUUUCAUUAUUUUAACUCAAUAUUGAUAUGUGAUAAAUAAGAUUGUUUAUCCCUUUCCACUAGUCAGCCAAGGUUGAAUACAAUUAUAUAAAACCAUGUAAAAUCUCC